AUGUCUUCUUCAGUAACAGGCUACACAGCCUGUGCACUCGGUGCAUUUUCAAUUCUUAUGUGCAUGAUUGCUGUUCCAACAAUUAUCAUGCAAGUCGAUCAAGUUCGAAUUGAAUUGCAAACCGAAAUGGAAGCCUGGAAAGCGCAAUCCGAUCAAACCUAUUUGGAUCUUCAAAAAUACGGAAGAGUUCGUCGUCAAGCUUAUGGUGGAUAUGGCGGAUAUGGAAGUGGGCCAUCUGGACCAUCAGGACCACCAACUGGUGGAUUCCCAGGUGGACCAAAUCACGGUGGAUUCCCUGGAGGACCACAAUCUUCGAAUAACCCAGGAUUGCCGGGAGUUAUUGGAGUUCCACCAUCGGUCACUGGACAUAAUGGAGGAUCACCAGUUAAUCCAGAUGGAUCACCAUCAGGUAAGGGCUUUAAAUUACAACUUUAUUUGAAAACAACAAGUUACAGUACCGUUUUUCGAUUCGGUUACUGUAACUUGCCGCAUUCGUGGUAGCUUUCGAAUUUCAGAUCUUUUGAUUAUUUUUUGAAGUAUUCAUUUGAAAGAAAAUUCAAAAAACAAAAUCAUCUUGUUCUAAAAAAAUGACUUUUUCCAAAUUAUAUUUUUUUGCAGCCGGACCAGGAGACAAAUGUAACUGCAACACCGAAAACUCAUGCCCAGCUGGACCAGCCGGACCAAAAGGACAACCAGGACACGACGGACCAGACGGUAUUCCAGGAGUUCCAGGAAUCGACGGAAACGAUGCCGAUGAUGCUAAAGCCCAAACUCAACAAUACGAAGGAUGUUUCACUUGUCCAGCUGGACCACAAGGGCCACAAGGACCAACCGGAAAGCCAGGAGCCCGUGGAAUGCGUGGAGCACGUGGACAAGCCGCUAUGCCAGGUCGUGAUGGAUCACCAGGUAUGCCAGGCUCAUUGGGACCAGUCGGACCACCCGGAGCUGCUGGAGAAGAAGGACCAACUGGAGAACCAGGACAAGAUGUCGAACACCAAAUCGGUUUGCCAGGAGCCAAAGGAACUCCAGGUGCACCAGGAGAAUCUGGAGAUCAAGGAGAACAAGGAGAUCGUGGAGCAACUGGAAUUGCUGGACCACCAGGAGAGAGAGGACCACAAGGAGAUAAGGGAGAUGAUGGGCCAAAUGGAUUGGCUGGAUCACCAGGAGAAGAAGGUGAACCAGGACAAGAUGCCCAAUAUUGUCCAUGUCCACAGAGAAACACAAAUGCUGCUGUUAAUGCCAAUCAAGGUUACAGAAACUGA
Messenger RNA from Caenorhabditis angaria, 1262 nucleotides. The record is from the annotation of a GenBank genome assembly. NCBI's taxonomy places the organism in Eukaryota, Metazoa, Nematoda, Chromadorea, Rhabditida, Rhabditidae.